Molecule: messenger RNA, 1962 nt
Organism: Abrus precatorius (Indian licorice)
Lineage: Eukaryota; Viridiplantae; Streptophyta; Magnoliopsida; Fabales; Fabaceae
Exons: 1
Coding region: 157-1599 (480 amino acids)
Source: RefSeq, a predicted model, not a curated record
GUGUCAAAUGCAUGAACCGAACACCAUUCCCUGAGUUAUAUAUAUGGGAGUGCUCUCCCAUCCCAUCCCAUCCCACCCACUACUACUCACUUGCCAAUUACGCACACCACCAGCAAGUGAGAAGAAGGGACAAAAAUCUCUUUUAUCCAAACCAAAAUGCCUUCUUCUGAAACCACCAUAGUCUCAAAAUGCACCGUAUUCCCAGACCGAAAGUCCACUCUGAAAAACCUCAAACUCUCAGUUUCGGACCUCCCCAUGUUGUCCUGCCACUACAUCCAAAAGGGAUGCCUAUUCACCCAACCUUCUAUCCCUUUCCACACUCUCAUCCCUAUCCUCAAAUCUGCUCUCUCUCGAACUCUCUCUCUCUUUCCCCCUCUUGCCGGCCGUCUCACCACCGAUUCCGAUGGUUACGUCUACAUCACCUGUAACGAUGCCGGCGUCGAUUUCCUCCACGCCAAUGCCACCGGACUUUGCAUCUGCGACCUAUUGUCCCCACUCGACGUCCACGAUUCCUUCAAGGAAUUCUUCACCUUCGAUAGCAAAGUCAGUUACACCGGCCAUUCCUCUCCGAUUUUGGCCGUCCAGGUCACCCAACUCGCCGAUGGCGUUUUCAUUGGCUGCGCCGUCAAUCACGCCGUCACCGACGGCACCUCCUUUUGGAAUUUCUUCAAUACCUUCGCGCAGGUCUACAGAGGAGCCAGUAAGUGCCUCCAAAACGUCCCGGACUUCCGCCGCGAGUCCGUUCUAAUCUCCGACGCCGUUCUCCGGUUGCCGGAGGGCGGUCCUUGCGUGACGUUCGACGCCGACGCGCCGUUGCGAGAGAGAAUCUUCAGCUUCAGCCGCGACGACAUUCAGAAGCUGAAAGCCCGAGCAAACAACCGCCGGUGGCCGGAGAAUAACAGCGCCGCUGAGUUGAUGGGGAAACAGAGCAACGAUCCUCACGUGAAGGAGAACAGUAAAGUCGUCACGAUUCUCGAGAACUGGUUCAAGAGCACAGUUAAUUCAAAACAGCAAACGGUCACCGAAACGGUUGAGAUUUCGUCGUUUCAAUCGGUGUGCGCGCUGCUGUGGCGCGCUGUCACGCGCGCGAGGAAGUUUCCAGCGUCCAAAACGACGACGUUUAGAAUGGCAGUUAACUGUCGCCACCGGAUAGAACCUAAAUUGGAAGCGUACUACUUCGGGAACGCGAUUCAGAGCGUGCCUACUUAUGCUUCUGCGGGCGAAGUAGUGUCAAGGGAUCUACGGUGGUGCGCGGAGCAGUUGAACAAGAACGUGAGGGCGCACGACGACGCUAUGGUGCGGCGCUUCGUAGAGGAUUGGGAGAGGAACCCGAGGUGCUUCCCGCUUGGGAACCCCGACGGUGCAUCGAUCACUAUGGGUAGUUCACCGAGGUUUCCAAUGUACGACAACGAUUUCGGUUGGGGGAAGCCUAUGGCGGUGCGGAGUGGAAGGGCGAACAAAUUUGACGGUAAGAUUUCGGCGUUUCCCGGUAGAGAUGGCAGCGGAACCGUUGAUUUGGAGGUGGUGUUGGCGCCCGAAACAAUGGCGGGGCUGGAAUCUGAUCCCGAGUUCAUGCUAUACGCCACGAGGCAGUCAUGACACGUGUCGUAUCGCGGUGCUCCCAGCGUAACUAUUUGAUCCACAUGACGUGUCAGGUUCUCGUUCCAACGGUGAUGAUUUGGUUCCGGACUGGGGGCUGUAUCCUUGUGACAUAAUGUUGUAUUUUUUAGCUUUUUCUAUUAUCUACUUUUACUUUUUGAGUAUGAUGUAUUGUUUGUCAUGUGUCUACGUAAGAAACAAUUUCCUUUAGUUUUGUCUUCCACCAUUACAUCUGUAUCGUCACUGUAUUCCUUUUUUUUUUUAGAACGAGGGACGGAUUUAGAAAAUAAUUGAAGGGAGAGUCCAAGAAUAAAUAAAUAUUGUAAUAAAGUAUAAAAUUAUUACCAUUAAUUAAUUUUGUUU